CGAGCGGUCUUUGCUUCGCCGCGGACUAGCUGGCUAGCAACCAGCCAAAAACGUGCAGCGGUUUGUUGUUCAAGGCGAUCGUCGUAUCGACGGCAACCCAGCAGUCCACGAUUUUCAAGGUUGCUUGCUGCCAAAACCUUUGCCAAAAGAGAAGGGCUGGCUGUUCUCGUAUUGAAUUCAGCAAUGGGCGCCGCGCUGGGUCAGAAGACACAUGUGACGAAUCGAGCAAUGGGCUUCGCGCUGUUGGUUGGUCGGAAGCUUCUAGAAGAUGACGCAGUGGGCAUGCAGCUGGCUGGCUGGCUGGCUGUCAUCGGCGCUGUUUGGGCAGCCUGACUGAACUAGUAGCUUGUGUACAGUAGGAAUGGAGUCUGCUAUUCCCUGCUCUGGAGAUGUGAUGACGUUGGUGGUCCGUUUGAAUCGUCGGCAACAAGAGCGCCAUGGCCGCGUUCUCUGUUUUGGCCCUGUCGACAACGGGACGCGCCAUACCGUACGGCAGCCAUACUGACCGUUAACUGGAAACUGACAAAGGAGGCUUGUGCCUCACUGCCCUUUGGAAGUUUAGUCAAAACCACCCUUGACUCCACUCCCACCAGCUUUGUCUCUUCAUGCAGAUUACGAAUUGAAAAUGGAAGUUGUCAGCGGCGGUAUCAGUAGUACAAGUCAGUUUCAAGGCCAAGAGGCUCUGGGAAGCCAGCUCUUUGUCCACACGCCUCCCAUUCUCUCCCGACAAGAAGGAUACGAUCACCGACUUGCCUUGUUUGGCGUACCCCCCACGAAUGGGUCCAUCACAGAAAAUCUCAUUUAUGCUGACUCGACGCUAUGUGAUCCCAAUGUUGACACGACCAUUGGAUAUCCAGUGCGAGAAUCGGAUGAUGGUGGGUUGAUGGCUCCUUGGCCAACUCCAUUCAUACUCCUGGUGGAUCGAGGAGAAUGUACCUUUGUCACCAAGGUGCGACAUGCCCAACGCGUCGGUGCCUCGGCUGUCGUGAUUGCGGACAAUCGAUGCCUUUGCAGUGACGCCCAGUGCAUUCCAGAUGUUGCAGGACAAGUUUGUGAAAUAAGAGAACCCAUCCUAGCCGACGAUGGUUCCGGGUCCGACAUUAUCAUUCCUUCCGUGCUCAUUUUCAAGCCAGACGGGGAUGCUCUCAAAGCUAAAUUACGCAACAAUGUACCGGUCCUAUUGGAAUUGCGCUUUGCGGCGCCCAACACGCUUGUGGAUGGAGUGUCGUAUGAGCUUUGGUAUACACCCGGUAGUCCCAAUCCACUUUUACAAGAAUUUCGAGACAUUGCCGUGGUGUUGGGACGCAACAACAAUAAUGUCACCUUUACUCCCUUUCACUACAUUUACGAUGGGAUACUGGCGGGUUGCUAUUCCAACGACCCGUCAGCCGAAGGCUUGUGCUACAACUUGUGUACCAACGCAGGGCGCUACUGCGCAACUGACCCUGACAACGAGUUGGAUGUGGGCGUUUCGGGAGGUGAUGUUGUCCAAGAGAGCCUGCGGCGCAUGUGCAUUUGGGAGCUAUAUGGCAAGGACGAUGGGAUUGGCGAACCGUGGUGGGACUACGUCCAGUACUUUGAAUCCUAUUGCGGCCUAGACCGAUUCAAGGACGACGACUGCCUGUCCGAUGCCUACAAACAAUCGGGGGUCGAUCCUGCUCGGAUACAACAGUGCAUGAAAGUGGAUUCGGGAGGAUUGGAAGGAGAUACUACCAACAGUUUGAUGGAACAAAGCUUGGAAGCUCAGAGACGACGCGGCUUGCAAGAAGUCCAGGCAGCGUUUGUCAAUGGAGCGCUGGUUCCUGGGGCGCUCUCUGCCGAAGGACUACUUUGGGCUGUGUGUGCUGGCUUUGCCGCACCACCCUUGGUGUGCAACUCUUGUCUUUACAACAUGGAGAGUGACUGCUUUGAGGAGGAUGUUGUCAGCUGCGCUGCAGCAGGAGGCAACUGUCCCGGCAUUAUUUCAGACGAGAGUGGUGUACAGGGAAACAACAAUAGUGCUGCUGCUUGGAAUUCAUCAUCAUCAUUCUUGAAUGGUACGAAGGUCGACAACGCUACCGUAGUCGAAGGCAAAACUGCCGCCGAGAUUCCCGAGUCGGAGGCAAAGAACGACGCAACGGCUGUCACGCCAAAGAAGGAAGCAAAGCAAAGCUCUGGGGGAAGCGUGCGUACGGGCUGGGCACAUUCUCUGGGGUUUCUUGGUUUUGUGGCUCUGCUGCUAUGGCCAUUGACAAUUUAGGAGUGUCUUGAAGCUUAUGCAUGCCAUUCUAAUGCUGAAGCCGCAACAGGGCUUUCAGUGGAUGCUCAUCGCGUCAGGGCUCUAGCUUGGUGGCGCUGGAAUGUGACAUCCAUAGCAAAUACUGCGAAUCCAGGAGAAUGGGGAGCAGCCAACGCAGCAAGCAGGUUUCUCGAUACCAACCAAGUACCGGUACGGGGCUUCCUACCUGUAGUUGCAAUGUCCUCGGAAGGGUUUUCGGUGGCCUCUCUUCGAUUCGUGUACUUCCUGGGUACCAGUACUCACUUGGACGAAACUGUGUACCGUGAAUUGGCCGCGUAUUGAAAGGCAUCCAGGAAGCUGAAUGACGAAUCAAAAUCAAAUCAAAUCGGACCAGGACAAUCUAAUCACUCGUAUUCAACCCUGCUCAGCAAUAGGCGUCCAUCAGUCAGUUUGGCACCACAUAUGCUCUUCCUAUUUGUUCAUAGCACCGGCCUUUUUUUUCACCAUCAACCUUUGCUGCUUGCACGUGGUAUCCCGUCGCAGUCCCCUGACGUGCUUUCAGAAACGAAGGCUUCUACAGAAAUGUUUCUCGGUUUUCAUGGAUGUUUAGUUUAACAUGUACAAUGUAGCUAGUAGGUUGCACCGUUAGCAGAAGGAAGCGAAUGAUUCAAUCUGUCCGCCCCAACACCUACUAGCCAGUCAGCC
This is a messenger RNA of Seminavis robusta, 2923 nucleotides long. Lineage: Eukaryota; Bacillariophyta; Bacillariophyceae; Naviculales; Naviculaceae. The record is from the annotation of a GenBank genome assembly.